This is a messenger RNA of Nerophis lumbriciformis (worm pipefish), 7260 nucleotides long. RefSeq names its product zinc finger protein 423 (gene znf423). NCBI's taxonomy places the organism in Eukaryota, Metazoa, Chordata, Actinopteri, Syngnathiformes, Syngnathidae. The record is from RefSeq and is a predicted model, not a curated record. Gene Ontology annotation, molecular function: RNA polymerase II cis-regulatory region sequence-specific DNA binding; DNA-binding transcription activator activity, RNA polymerase II-specific. Gene Ontology annotation, cellular component: nucleus. Gene Ontology annotation, biological process: regulation of transcription by RNA polymerase II.
ACAACAACACCGUCUCCCACUUUUUUUUGCCAGACGGUGAUGACGAUCCGGCGGGGCUGUCCUGGGUGCCGUCCUCGCCUUCCAGUAAAGACGUGGCCUCGCCUUCGCAGAUGCCCGACGGCUGCUGCGAUCUGGGCACGGCGACGGGCGGCGAGGAGGAAGGGGGCGCCGGUCUGCCGUACCCGUGUCAGUUCUGCGACAAGUCCUUCAGCCGGCUGAGCUACCUGAAGCGUCACGAGCAGAUACACAGCGACAAGCUGCCUUUCAAGUGCACCUUUUGCAGCCGCCUCUUUAAGCACAAGAGGAGCAGAGACCGCCAUGUCAAACUCCACACAGGGGAUAAGAAGUACAGUUGUCAGGAGUGUGAAGCUGCAUUUUCUCGCUCAGAUCAUCUAAAGAUCCAUCUCAAGACACACAGCUCCAGCAAACCGUUUAAGUGCAGCGUGUGCAAACGAGGAUUCUCCUCCACUUCAUCGCUGCAGAGCCACAUGCAGGCUCACCGAAAGAACCGAGAGCACCUUGCACUGAGGAGCGAAAAAGAUGGCGGGAAGAAGGACGCUGGAGGCGAGGUUGACCUGGAACAGGACUUGUACAUGUGCGAUUACUGCGAGGAGACCUUCAGCCAGACCGACGAGCUGGAGAAACACGUCCUGACCAGACACCCUCAACUGUCCGACCGCGCCGACUUGCAGUGCAUCCACUGUCCUGAGAUCUUUCUGGACGAGGGCUCGCUCGUCACUCAUAUUGAAACGCAGCAUGCCAACCGCAAACACAAAUGUCCUGUUUGUUCAGAACAAUUCCCCUCUGUUGAGGAUGUCUACUGCCACCUUGACAGCCACCGCCAACCUGACUCCUCCAAUCACAGUGCUGCCAGCCCUGACCCUGCACUGGGGAGCGUUGCUUCAAUGAGUUCAGCUACUCCAGACUCCAGUGCCAGCCUGGAGAGAGGAUCCACGCCUGACUCAACCCUCAAGCCCAGCCAGGGCAGCGAACGAGGCCGCAGAAGAGGAAACGACAGCGGGGAGGAAAUCGGGAUAAGCUUGGGACAUCCGGGUGGAGGUGAUUUGCACCACACACAUUCCAGUGGAGGAGGAAGCUGGGGUAAAGUGACAUACUCUUGCCCGUACUGCUCGAAGAGAGAUUUCAAUAGCUUGGCUGUGCUGGAGAUCCAUUUAAAGACCAUCCAUGCUGAUAAGCCACAGCAGAGCCAUACAUGUCAACUCUGCCUGGACACACUACCCACGCUCUACAAUCUCAACGAACACGUGCGCAAAGCUCACCGUGCCAGCGGAGGAGCCGCGAGCCCGGCAGCGGCGGCCUUUCCGCUCCUGCAGUUCACUAAUGUGACAGCGUUCCACUGUAACUACUGUCCAGACAUGUUUGGGGACAUCAACUCUCUGCAAGAACACAUCCGAGUGUCCCACUGUCUGCCUGGUGGGAUUAUGGCGGGCUCCACCACAUUAGAAGGGAACCAUGCCUUCUUCUGCAACCAGUGUUCCAUGGGAUUUCUGACGGAGUCUUCGUUGACGGAACAUAUUCAACAGACGCACUGCACAUCGGCUGUGGGGGGCAGGGCUGCGUCCGGUGGAGCGGUGGCCAAACUGGAGUCCCCGGUGCUGCAGUCCGCAUCCCAAUCUUUCAUGGAGGUUUACUCCUGUCCGUACUGCACCAACUCGCCUAUAUUCGGCUCACUCCUCAAGCUCACCAAGCACAUCAAGGAGAACCACAAGAACAUUCCGUUGGCGAACAACAAAAGACAAGCGAAGGUGGCAGACCUAAGCCCCGCCUCCUCCGACGUAGAGAUCUCCUCCCCGAAACGCCACAGACUGGGAGGCGACUCCACCCCCUCCAUAGGCAGCAACGGGGACUACCCUUGCAACCAGUGCGAUCUGCGGUUUUCCAGCUUUGAGGGUUUCCAGGCGCACCUGAAGUCGCACCUGGAGAUGCUGCUGAGGCGCCAGUCGUGCCCGCAGUGUAACAAGGAGGACUUUGAAUCCCAGGAGGCAUUGCUGCAACACUUGACUGUGCACUACACCACCACGUCCACUCAGUACGUGUGUGAGAGCUGCGAUAAGCAGUUCUCCUCGGUGGACGACCUGCAGAAACACCUGCUGGACAUGCACACGUUUGUCCUCUACCACUGCACACUCUGCCAGGAAGUCUUUGACUCCAAGGUCUCCAUCCAGGUCCAUUUAGCAGUGAAACACAGCAAUGAGAAGAAGCUGUUUCGUUGCACAGCCUGUGCCUGGGACUUCAGGAAGGAAACAGAACUUCAGCUCCAUGUUAAGCAUAACCACCUGGGUCAGAGGGCAGGCUUCCCUGGAGGGCUUGGAGCAGUUCUUUGUCUGGCAGGUCUCAAGCCCAGGAAGUGCAUCUUCUGCGGAGAGACGUUUGGAACGGAGGUGGAGCUCCAAUGUCACAUCACCACUCACAGCAAGAAGUUCACAUGUCGCUUCUGUGGCAAAACCUUCCAUGCCAUCUCGCAGCUGGAGAGACACCUCAGGGAGAAGCACUGCAUCUUCGACGGGGGCAACGUCACCGGCAACGGCGGCGGCACGGGGAGCAGCAGUAGCCAGAACGGCACACCCAACGGCCUGACGCAGUCGUCCAAACGAGGAGGGAGCGGCGGCGUAGGUGCAAACGCCACAGAGAGAACAACGGUGGCGGCCGCAGAGCAAGCCGACCUCAAGAACAUGUUGCUGAAGAACAGCGUCGCCGGGGGAGCAGGCGGCCAGGCAGGAGAUGCAGCCAACAGCCACGAGGCCAGCGGGGGCGAGGAGGAGCUGGACAACUCUGAGCCGAUGUAUGCCUGCGACAUUUGUGGCGCGGCGUACACCAUGGAGUCCCUUCUUCAGAACCACCGGCUGCGAGACCACAACAUCCGGCCAGGAGACGACGACGCGGGUUCGCGGAAAAAGAAAGCAGACUUCAUCAAGGGCAACCACAAGUGCAACAUCUGUUCCCGGACAUUCUUCUCUGAGACCGGACUUCGCGAGCACGCUCAGACGCACCGCGGCCCUGCCAAACACUACAUGUGUCCGAUAUGUGGCGAACGAUUCCCUUCCCUGUUAACCCUCACAGAACACAAGGUGACCCACAGUAAGAGCCUGGACACAGGAACCUGUCGAAUCUGUAAGAUGCCGCUGCAUAGCGAGGAGGAGUUUAUAGAGCACUGCCAGAUGCACCCUGACCUCAGAAACUCCCUCACGGGCUUCCGCUGUGUAGUCUGCAUGCAGACCGUCACCUCCACCCUGGAGCUUAAGAUCCACGGCACUUUCCACAUGCAGAAACUCUCCACCGGCUCCACUCUUGGACCAACCGGAGGGGGACUAGGGAACGCAGCAGGAAACGGCUCGGCGUCUUCCUCCCCCAACGGGCAGCUGCAGCAGCACAAGUUUUAUAAGUGUGCUUUUUGUCUCAAGGAGUUUAAGAACAAAGGGGAGCUGGUGAAGCUGGACGUGAACGGCCUGCCUUAUGGCCUCUGUGCCAGCUGCAUGAGCAGGGGCACUAACGGCCAUAGCCCCAACCAAGGAGGGGCUCUCACACCAGGGGACACGCAGGGGGAGAAGCCUGUGUCCGGGCUGAGGUGUCCUGAGUGUGGGGUGAAGUUCGAAAGCGUGGAGGACUUGGAGAGUCAUGUCCAGACCGAUCACCCCGAUGUCAGCCCUGAAAGCUCAGCCGGGAAAAAGGCCGAGGCUUCACCCGCUCCUAAGAAAAAGACCUACCAGUGUAUUAAGUGCCAAAUGACGUUUGAGACCGAGCGGGAGAUCCAGAUUCAUGUUGCAAAUCACAUGAUCGAAGAGCCCACCUGUCGGCAAGAGGAGGGCAUCAAUCACGAGUGCAAGCUGUGUAACCAGAUGUUUGACUCACCUGCCAAGCUGCUCUGCCACCUGAUAGAACACAGCUUCGAAGGCAUGGGAGGUACCUUCAAGUGUCCCGUCUGCUUCACAGUGUUUGUACAAGCCAACAAGCUGCAGCAGCACAUCUUUGCUGUCCACGGUCAAGAGGACAAGAUCUACGACUGCUCCCAGUGUCCUCAGAAGUUCUUCUUUCAGACUGAACUGCAGAACCACACACUGAGUCAGCACGCGCAGUGAGACCCGAGGCCCGGCAGGAUCUCUCGGCUAAGUCGGGGCCCCCGACCCGGCGCCGGCGGGGGACCUACAUCUCCACAUCACAGCCAAUCAAAGUGUCAUUUGCCACUCACAUGUAAAAGUGUAACGAUCGCACCGCCGGGUGUGGCUAUUAGCAGCAGCGGGGGGGGGGGGGGCGGAAUAUUAAUGGGAGACGCUAUUAAAUAAAGCGGCGCCGCAGCCCGUGACGGCGAGGGGAGAGGAGUAAAACAAGGUAUUGUACGUGCAGUAUUUCAACGGUCACACGCAUUCUGUUACCAUGUGGAUUGUUAUUUUUUUAACAGAUAAAAAAAAAAAAAAACUUUUUGUUUUUGGACCAUGCAGAAAAUGUUCUCUUCCCUGAUAUUAUUUUCUUCUUUUCUAUUCCUACCUUUAAGUUCCCGCGUCAGUAGGUACUCGUGCCGUGUUGUGAUGGUCUGCCAGUCGUGACUUUCUUCUCAGUUCUCCUCCUCUCUGUGAUUAUUGUUAUAUAUAUUUCUUCCUUUUUUGUAAUUACUAUAAAAAAAAAAAAGACAAAGGAACAAAUUAAAAAGCAAAAAAAAAAUUAAAAACUACGUUUUCUUUUUUCUUUUCCUUUUUUUUUUUCCAGGAUUGGGUUUUCCAGUCUUUAUGGGGCCUAUAAUGAUUAUUGUAAAAAAAAAAAAUUUAAAAAAAAUUAAUAUCAGCAAUUUCUGCGCGUCUGGUCAAUGGCUGAUUUUUUUGGUAAUUAACCAGAUUGCAAUAAUAUAGUACUGACCAAAAAAAAAAAAAAAAAAGAUAAAAAGAAAUAAAUACAUGACAAACAAAGAUGCUUUUGUGUGGUGUUUAUGGAUGCAUUUUAAUGCAGAGAAAAUUCACACUUCUCACAUUUUAUAUUUGAAGCCUAACAAACGUGACAAUAACAUUUGACAUCAACUUUAUUAGUGAAUUAUAUUUAUAUAGCGCUUUUCUCUAGUGACUAGUAAACCAGUGUGGGUGGCACUUGGAGCAGGUGGGUAAAGUGUCCUGCCCAAGGACACAACGGCAGUGACUAGGAUGGCGGAAGCGGGGAUCGAACCUGGAACCCUCAAGUUGCUGGCACGGCCCAUUCUAAUUUCUACAUAACUCCAUUUUGCUGUCAUGUUUUGUUUUCAUGAUUUAUUCUUGUUAUAUUCCCAUGUAGUCUCUUGAGUACUUUCCAACUUUAUAGGUCCUGGAGUUGCACAAUCCAAAUAAUUUGUUGAAUAUUGUUUGUAGUUUGUUCCAAAACGUCAAAGACCCAAUCGUGUGAGAACUAAAGGAAUCGGCCCUAUAAAAAAAAAAAUCACAAAAAUCCAAUUAAUCCAUUUCAAACACUGCAAAAAUGUUAAUAUUUAUAGUUGCACACAAGUCAAAUGUGUAAAUGAACAUUUUAUGGACUGUGGUGCCAUUUACUUAUAUUAUUCAGUAAAGUCCAUUACCUUCUUUAACAAAUUGCUCGCACUCACAACUUUCUUUGGCCCCAUAGUGCUUUCUUUUCCGGUUCUAAAAAGGAAUGUAUGAAAAGUGGGGCAUAUACCUAAACCAAAACCGAAACUGUGUGAACACUAAAGGAAUCGGCCCUAUACAAAAAAUCCCAUGAAUCCAUUCCGAACACUGCAAAAAUGUUAAUAUUUAUAGUUGCACACAUGUGCAUAUAAAUAAGUGAAAUGUGUAAAUAAACAUUUAACUUUUAUUGAAGACUUGUUGGAAAAUAAUUAGCAGAGACAGACUGUGGUGCCAUUUAUUUCUAUUAUUCAGUCAAGUCUCUUACAUUCUUUAACAAAGUGCUCGCACUCGCAACUUUCUUUGGCCCUAUGGAAAAGAAGGUAUUCUUUUCCAGUCCUAAAAAGGAAUCUAUAUGAAAAGUGGGGCAUAUACGAAAACCAAAAUCGAAACUGUAGAAACUAAAGGAAUCGGCCCUAUAAAAAAAAAAUCACUAAAAUAUAAUUGAUUUAUUCCAAACACUGCAAACAUUUUUAUAUAUAUAGUUGCACACAUAUACAUAUAAAUGAUAAGUGAAUUGUGUAAAUUAAACUUUUAUUGAAGACUUGUUGGAAAAUAAUUAGCAGAGACGGACUGUGGUGCCAUAUAUUCCUAUUAUUCAGUCAAGUCCCUUACCUUCUUUAACAAAUUGCUCGCACUCGCAACUUUCUUUGGCCCCAUAGCGCUUUCUUUUCCAGUCCUAAAAAGGAAUCUAUGAAAAGUGGGGCAUAUACGAAAACCAAAAUCGAAACUGUGAAAACUAAAGGAAUUGGCCCUAUAAAAAAAAUCACUGAAAUAUAAUUGAUUUAUUCCAAACACUGCAAAAAAUGUAUAUUUAUAGUUGCACACAUGUACAUAUAAAUGAUAAAUUAAAUGUUUAAAUUAAACUUUUAUUGAAGACUUGUUGGAAAAUAAUUAGCAAAGACGAACUGUGGUACCAUUUAUUUUUAUUAUUCUGUCAAGUCCCUAACCUUCUUUAACAAAUUGCUCGCACUCGCAACUUUCUUUGGCCCCAUGGAAAAGAAGGUAUUCUUUUCCAGUCCUAAAAAGGAAUGUAUGAAAAGUGGGGCAUAUACGAAAACCAAAAUCGAAACUGUGAAAACUAUUUUUUUUUUAAAACUAAAAUAUAAUUGAUUUAUUCCAAACACUGCAAAAAUGUUUAUAUUUAUAGUUGCACACAUGUACAUAUGAAUGAUAAAUUACAUGUGUAAAUGUAACUUUUAUUGAAGACUUGCUGGAAAAUAAUUAACAGAGAGAGACUGUGGUGCCAUAUAUUACUAUUAUUCAGUCAAGUCCCUUACCUUCUUUAACAAAUUGCUCGCACUCGCAACUUUCUUUGACCCCAUGGAAAAGAAGGUAUUCUUUUCCAGUCCUAAAAAGGAAUGUAUGGAAAGUGGGGCAUAUACGAAAACCAAAAUCGAAACUGUGAAAACUAUUAAAAAAAAAUCACUAAAAUAUAAUUGAUUUAUUCCAAACACUGCAAAAAAUUUUAUAUUUAUAGUUGUACACAUAUACAUAUGAAUGAUAAAUUACAUGUGUAAAUUUAACUUUUAUUGAAGACUUACUGGAAAAUAAUUAGCUGCGAGAGACUGUGGUGCCAUUUAUUUCUAUUAUUCAGUCAAGUCUCUUACGUUCUUUAACAAAUUGCUCGCACUCGCAACUUUCU